AUGUUCUCAUCCGCCUUCAAGUCAUUCUCGUCCAACAUCACAGCCAACUAUGAAAUCUCCAGGCAGUCCUCAUCUACUGUAGGUGUCUGGACCGUCUUCAGCGCCAAGAAGAAAAGUACGGGCGUUGAGGCGUCAGUCUUUGUCUUCGAUCGGAAAGCCUUGGAUGUCGGCAGCAGUGGGUUUGGUCCACGCUCGACCAGUGCCACAUCGCUCCGGAAGGCCCAAGAUGAAGUUAUUGAGCGCCUAAAAAAAGAGGCGAGUAGCCUUGCUCGUCUCCGUCACCCAUCUGUUCUACAGCUCGUUGAACCGGUGGAGGAAACUCGCAAUGGUGGUCUGAUGUUUGCAACCGAAGCAGUGUUGUGUUCUUUAUCCGCUGCCUUGGCACACAAGGAUAGGACUGGUGGGAGAAAUGGGAGAGGUCUUGAAAGGUCCUUGUCUGACGACGGCUCUGCCUCUCGGGCUCUUCAGGAUGUCGAGGUCGACGAGUUGGAAAUCCAAAAGGGUCUUCUACAGGUGGCCAAAGGGUUGGAGUUCUUGCACGACUCCGCAAAACUUGUUCACGGAAACCUGACGCCCGAUGCCAUCAUGAUUAAUGCAAAGUCGGACUGGAAGAUAGCGGGACUUGGGUUUUCUGGGCCGCCGGAUGGAGCAGAAGGACAUCAGCCCGUGCCCCAGAUUUCACUCUCCGAAGCACUCUACCAUGACCCGCGAUUGCCACGCGCGGUACAAAUGGACCUGGACUAUGCGUCUCCUGACUUCGUUCUCGACGCCAACAUCAACUAUCUGGCAGACAUCUUCUCACUUGGUCUGGUCAUCUUGGCCCUGUACAGAAAUCCUCACAGGUCUCCGAUCGAGACCCAUGGCAAUCAAUCAACCUACAAGAAACUCUUCAGCAAUUCCUCGACUGUCCCUUCGAGCGCCAACAAUUAUCUUUGCGAUCAAAAGCUUCCACGCGAACUAAACGUCACAUUGCCACGAAUGCUGACCAGGAGGCCGGCCCAGCGACUGACGGCGAGCGAGUUUCAGCAAUCGGAAUAUUUUGACAACAUACUCGUCAACACCAUUCGGUUUCUGGACGCCUUGCCAGCAAAGACCGCCGUGGAAAAGUCGCAGUUCAUGAAAGGGCUGGGUCGUGUCAUGCCCCAAUUCCCCCCUUCGGUGCUGGAAAAGAAAAUCCUUGGAGUCCUCCUAGACGAGAUGAAAGACCGCGAACUACUGCCGUUGAUCAUGCAGAACAUUUUCCACAUCAUCAAGGUCAUCCCCUCCAGUAAGGAGGUGGUGUCGGACAAAGUGCUGCUACGCAUGAGAGACAUCUUCCUCAGCAAAUCGAAAUCGGAGGAAAGAGACAGCAGCAAGGAAGCCGCUCUACUUACAGUUCUCAGUAACGUCCAGCUGCUUGCCGAUAACUGUUCCGCUAAACAAUUCAAAGACGACAUUCUGCCCAUUAUUCAUGUCGCCAUGGAGUCUUCCACUCACUCCCUCACCGAUGCAGCUUUGCAAAGUUUGCCGGUAGUGAUGCCGCUGAUUGAUUUCUCGACGGUCAAGCAUGAUCUCUUCCCAGUGGUGUCAAGCGUAUUCAGCAAGACAAACAGUCUUAGUAUCAAGGUCCGUGGACUGGAGGCGUUGGGAGUCCUUUGCGGCGUCCCUGGCAGUCGAAUGACCAGUCGUGCCGAUGACUUCUCUGGGGCGGCGGAGGCAGAGACGAAAGACAAGAGCGUGUCAAGCUUGGACAAGUUCACCAUGCAGGAGAAGGUGGUUCCUCUCUUGAAAGCGAUCAAGACCAAAGAGCCUGCCGUCAUGAUGGCUGCACUGAAGGUCUUCCGACAAAUUGGAACCGUGGCGGACAGUGAGUUCCUCGCCCUGGAAGUCAUGCCCAUUCUGUGGACUUUUAGCCUGGGGCCGCUGCUGGAUCUCCCACAAUUCAAGGCCUUCAUGGACGUGAUCAGGUCGAUAUCUGCCAAGAUUGAGAGGGAACAGAUGCGGAAGCUCCAGGAGCUCUUGUCGAGCCGACCCACUGAAUUCCGACCAGCGUCAGUAUCGCAGCCUUCCACCAGCAAUGGUCUGCAGCGAGGAGGUGCGGCCAAUGGUAUGGAAGAUGACUUUGAGAAGCUCGUCCUGGGCAACAAAAACAACGAGAAGAAAGAUGUCUUUGCCGGUGCUUUGGCCGAAGGAGAACGGUUGACGCCGAAUCCCCCGUCCUUUUCGUGGUCCCCCGUCUCGACGACCAACAAGAGUGUUUCCACCCAUCAAGCUCUGUCACCCAUGCCCAUUCCUGCGCUUCAGCCUCGACCGGCGUCGCGCUCCAUUACUCCAGAUGUCAACAUGUCGGCGUUCCCAAGUUUGCAGCCUGCUCCACCAUCUUCUGCCUCGAUCUGGGCAACAUCCUCGCCCGCUCCCACGACGGUACAGAACAAUAACCACAUAUUGCAACCGUCAGGGUACAUGUCCAAUCCACCCACUGCCAUUCCAUCUCCGCCCGUGUCCACCAACGCAUGGCAGCUUCCACCUCCUCCUGGGACGCAGAAUCGACCCACAGUAUUCGUUCCGAGCAUAACGCCGCCAACACUGAGCAACGUACAAAGGAAUGCGUGGCAGCAACCGAACCAGAGUCUUGGAAUGUCCUCCCAGCCAAGGUUUGCCGGAUCGAUGAAUAACAUCUUGCAGCCUCAAAGUGCCCAUCAACAGCCUCCUCAGCAGAAAAAAACGGGAUUGGAUAAAUACGAGUCUCUCAUCUAG
This is a messenger RNA of Capronia coronata CBS 617.96, 2736 nucleotides long. Its product is annotated as SCY1 protein kinase. NCBI's taxonomy places the organism in Eukaryota, Fungi, Ascomycota, Eurotiomycetes, Chaetothyriales, Herpotrichiellaceae. Gene Ontology annotation, biological process: protein phosphorylation. Gene Ontology annotation, molecular function: protein kinase activity; ATP binding. The record is from RefSeq and is a predicted model, not a curated record. The coding region runs from base 1 to 2736 and encodes 911 amino acids. The transcript has a single exon.